AUGUUGCUGCGACAUAACCUGUCGCGUCGGGAAAUGGGUGUGGACCUUCUCAGCAUCGAUGGAAGCAAAGCAGUCCUUUGCCGAUGUGGGGAGGCGAAUGGCACCGCAAGCCUCCGCGACAUCAAACGGUUCCUGCGCACUGCUCGAUGGGUUUGCAAGGCCGAUGAGCUCGUGCUGGUCACGAGAUGGGGCACCAAGCUUAGCAGUGAAUCCAAGAAGUGGCUCAGACUAUACAAUGCCAAGCACGAGGUCAUCAGCAAAAGCGAGAUCCAGCGGCAAUCAGCUGCAGGUAACCCAGCACCAAGCUGCGAGGCCGAUGCUGCUGCAUCCAGAUCUCCGCCAUUGCGCCCUUGCCAGCAGGCCUGCCUGGAAGCAUGUGCGACGGGGGCUCGCGUGAUCCAGAUGGCUUGUGGCACUGGCAAGACGCGGGUUAUCCGGGAGUUGGCCCAGAACGUUUCCGGGAAGGUACUGGUCAUCGUGCCGUCGCGGUUGCUGCUGGAGCAGUUCGCUGCAGAGUUUCCAACUUUCUGCAAGGUCGGCACUGGCUACAACAAGAAUAUAAACAGAAGUGCUCUGGGCUUCAUUGCAGUGUCGGAUUCCGUCCAUCUACUGGAGAAGAUGGAUUUUGAAGCCGUCUUCGUGGAUGAAGCCCACCAUCCCCUACCACCAGGGAUGCCGAGGAGCGAGGAGCUAUUUCUCUAUAGAGGAUGGCUGACCGUGCCUUUUGCUUCAGGCGCCCACGCUUAUGCAGGCUUGGUACAUCUCCUGCUGCGGCAUCCAGGCCGCUUCAGGCGGGUACUUGCAUAUUGCAACACCAUCGCCGAAGCGAAGCUCGUGCAGCGCGCGUUUGAAGGAGUUGGAAUGGCAGCAUGGCAUAUCAACGCAGGCACAAACCGCAAGAAGCGGGAAGAGGUGAUACAGGCUUUCUCUGGAAGAAUGCAGAAGCCAGCCCACGUCCUUGUGACAGUACAAGUGUUGGGGGAGGGUGUGAACAUUCCCAACGCAGAUACAUGCAUGUUUGUGGAGCCACGAGAAAGCUACACCAGCAUUAUUCAGGCCGUGGGUCGUAUAUUGCGUCAGCACGCGGCCAAGCCACUAGCUCACAUCAUUCUGCCUGCAGUGACCAUGCCGGCAGAAGAACACACUCUUGCAGGAGGCUUGAAUGAAGUUGGACAAAUGAGUUUAUCCAGUGAUGUUGCUAACUGCGCUCAAGCGGACAGCUAUGGUCAGGCUUCCGAUGCACAUCCUCUCAAUCGGAGCUUGCUCGUCGGAUCCACGACAGCUUUUCAAAAGGCUUCACCCCUCAGUGAUACGGCUUUUGAGAAACCAUACCGCAUGAUAGAUUCGAGCUCGAAGUCGCAGCAUGUACAUCCGGUCAUCCACAAACUUGCUUCAGGAAGCUUCGAAGGAGCAUUUGCGAGAAAGUCAGAUUCAGAGGCGCCAGCAAAAGCUUCGCGGCAGGCCCUUCGGGGUAUCGGCGGAAAUGUGCUGCACUCACCAGAACAUGGCCCACACAACGAGAGCGCUGGAGAUGAGCACGAACAGAAUUUGACAACAUUGGAUGGCUCAGGAAGAUCUUCGGCAGGAGCACUCGCUCUUCCCAGAGCAUCGACGGCUUCACGAAGGCCGUCCCAUAGUUGGAAGGGCGGCGCGCAGGACCUUGCAGAACAGCGCAUAGAAAAUAUGCUGGCAGACACUCAAAGGCCAAAUUCUGCACGGCUGGGUGCUGGUUCCGACAAUAUCAGUGACAGUCUCGUCACGUCAUCUACCAUGGAAAGCGCCCUCGAAUCCCCAGAAGCUAUGCAACGAAGAGAAGCCGUCUCAGCAGCUCCGCUGAGACACCAUGUCGCGACUCACCAUCGAGUGAAGCUGUCAAGGAUCUCUGACGCUCAGAGAGACCAGUCUGGAUUUUCGCAACUUGAGCGUUUCUUGUCCGUUCUCGGUCGUGCUGAUAGCCGAUUGGCUGUUCCUCACUGGGGAAUGUUGCGGUCUCGAAUCUGCUUGUUGAAUUGUGGCUCUUCAGCUGGUUUUGACACUGCCACCGUGCAAAGCUGGUUUCGGCUGUUAGCACCCAUUCUUGCCAAUCCGGACCCUUUUGAGGCCAGAGUGCUGCAGUUGGAAGAUUUCGUGGAAAAACAUGGGAGGCUACCUUUUCCAGGUCGCCCGCCUCCGGAGAAGCAAUUAAGCAUUUGGCUGAAGAACACGGGUGCGCUUGGCAUUCUCCGCAGCCGUCCUGUGUCAGAUUUCGACGGCUUCGACCUUCGGAUGCUGUUCGACGCCGCACGACGGUGGUCGGAGUCGCAGUGGCUACAGGAGGACAAGGAUCUUCGACCUGGGUCCAUCCUGGCCAAAGAGGUGUCGGUUGCCGAAGAGGGCGUCCUCACCUUCGGCUUGACACUGAAGGAGAUCUUGGAAGGCUGGAGCUUGCUCUUCAGCUUCGCACCGGCGGCAGAGGGUGGCGCAGCAGAUGGGAAGCUGCUGCCUUCUCUCUAUGUGGCGAGGGACGGCCGCCUCUCUGCAAGCUUCGCAGACAGCAAGGAGAAUCUGUGCCGGCAAACGUUUUUGGCUCAGCUCGUGUCGCAUCGGGUGUCCAGCCAGGAGAACGGAGACAUGGCGGACGUGGAUUUGGAAAGUGGGUCCUCGCAGACCAGCUCGACUUGCACAUCAGAACACUGUGGCUCCGUUGUCAUGGUCCGCGCGAUCGACACUUGGUUGCGGUAG
This is a messenger RNA of Symbiodinium necroappetens, 2721 nucleotides long. NCBI's taxonomy places the organism in Eukaryota, Dinophyceae, Suessiales, Symbiodiniaceae. The record is from the annotation of a GenBank genome assembly.